This is a messenger RNA of Eruca vesicaria subsp. sativa (arugula), 522 nucleotides long. The record is from the annotation of a GenBank genome assembly. Lineage: Eukaryota; Viridiplantae; Streptophyta; Magnoliopsida; Brassicales; Brassicaceae.
AUGUUGAAGCAAUUUGAAGAAUUGAAAUGUUUACCCCUAUACCUAAGCACCACAAACAUAACAUUGUCAAAGACAUCACAAGCCACACCAGCCUCAGUCCCAUGUGCUCUCUGUCGCUACGGCAUUGUCUCUUUCACCAAACUUCCCCAUACGAUACCAACAAGAACAUCAACAUCAAGAACAAGCAUCUCCUUGUCCUUCUGCAGUUGCUCCUCUGAUGUCUUGGACACAGGAGCCCUCCUCACCGACCCUCACUACAGUUGUAAACCGGUUGUUUCAAGAACCGGAUCACAAUCCGUUGGAUCAUCAUCUUUUCGUUCUCUUAGCUGCCGGUUUCCUCCACGUCUCUGCCUCGGUGGCUUGGAUGUUGAUGAACCGCAGAGCCGGUUAAUGAAUGGUUCAUAUUCAAGAACCGGUUUAGGGUCCAGGCGAUCCACGUUGGAGGUUGAAGGCAAACGUUCUUGGUUUUGUGCUCUUAACCAUUGUGUUAACUUACAACCGGUGGAAGUCCUUGCUAACUAA